UGCCAGUCGCAGGGCUCUGCUUGCAUCUGCCUGUUUGCAAUAAAAUUGUUAUUUUCGCAAUAAUUUUGAAAAAACUCGUACGAAAAAUACCGGAAAGCGUGUGAGAAAUCAAUAAAACAUUUUAACAUUAAUUAAAACGUCUGGCCGAGUCCUUCAAUUGCAUUUGUUGCCUAGAUAAUUAUUGUUAAAAAAAGAACAAAACAACAGAAUAAUGACGGUGGUAGCAAGUGGUGGUGAUGCAGUUGGAGGUAACAUAGGUUUAAUAGAGUUGGCAGAUAAGGUGGGCGUAGGUGAAGCGGCUAUACGUUUGUUAUUUACUCUAUUUGCCGGUUACCCCAUAGUUAUUUAUCGUUUCUUAAUACAGCCUCAAUCUUCUAAGCCGGUACACCACAUUUUCUUUGCUUUGUGUGGUUUUGGUUUGUGUUUCUUUAACUAUGGCUUUGAUACUUAUCACUCUUUAAUCUCGAUUUGGAUUACAUAUCUAUUGGUGCGUUUACUGCACAAUAACACCCAACAAUUGGUGGCCAUUAAUUUCGUUUUCCAUAUGGCUUAUCUCUUAACCGGCUAUUACUUUACCGAGAGCAAUGAAUAUGAUAUUUUGUGGACUACUCCUCAAUGUGUUUUAGCUUUGCGCAUGAUUGGUUUUGCUUUUGAUAUUGCCGAUGGCCGUAAGCCUAGAGAGAAGUUGUCGAAAGAUCAACAGGAGUGUGCUUUAGAACAGAUACCUUCUUUACUGGAGUUGUCUGCUUAUGCUUAUUUCCCCAGUUCAUUUUUAAUUGGUCCUCAGUUUCCGUUUAAACGUUAUCAGCGUUUUAUCAAUGGUGAAUAUGCCCAAUAUAAGGGUUUCGUUAAGGCUGGUUUAACCCGCCUGUUAGUGGGUUUGUUGUAUUUGGCUGUGCGUCAAGUUGGUGCCAUGUUAUUCCCUGAUAACUACUUCUUAACCGAUGCUUAUCGUAAUCAACCAUUCUUCUGGCGUUUAAUCUAUUUGGGCUUCUGGGCGAAGUUCUCUUUGUACAAAUACAUUUCUUGCUGGCUGUUGACCGAGGGUGGUCUUAUGUCUUUGG
Molecule: messenger RNA, 1064 nt
Organism: Lucilia sericata (common green bottle fly)
Lineage: Eukaryota; Metazoa; Arthropoda; Insecta; Diptera; Calliphoridae
Product: lysophospholipid acyltransferase 5-like
Biological process (GO): lipid modification; phosphatidylcholine biosynthetic process
Cellular component (GO): membrane
Molecular function (GO): 1-acylglycerophosphocholine O-acyltransferase activity; lysophospholipid acyltransferase activity
Source: RefSeq, a predicted model, not a curated record